Molecule: messenger RNA, 952 nt
Organism: Cucumis sativus (cucumber)
Lineage: Eukaryota; Viridiplantae; Streptophyta; Magnoliopsida; Cucurbitales; Cucurbitaceae
Product: RING finger protein 141
Exons: 2
Coding region: 132-863 (243 amino acids)
Biological process (GO): protein ubiquitination
Cellular component (GO): cytoplasm
Molecular function (GO): ubiquitin protein ligase activity; zinc ion binding
Source: RefSeq, a predicted model, not a curated record
CACACUCCAUAUCUUCUUCUUUCUACUCUUUAAUAAAAUCUCUUCUCCACUAGAGCUUUAGGAAACAUCUCUCACCUCAAAUUCAUCGUUUCAAUUCAAAUUUCUAGUUGAAGCUUUGUUUGACACCUUCAAUGGAAUAUCAAAUCUCUCGAUACUCAACUACGGCAGUGGAAGUAGAUAUAGAUGUUCCGAAGUGGACAAAAAUCCCGAAGCAUCCAUCACCAAUCGAACUAAUUGGCUUGCUCUUCACCCUACGUCGUCGUUGCAACCGCUUUCAGGUGCUGGAGAACGGUGAACGACAAUUAGUAGAGGAACAAGAGAUAUCAAAAGUUCCUCUAUGCGACCACCAAUUCCCUGUUGAAAUAUUUAAUGGAGACAGCAGUUCUCUAUUCCAAUACCUCUGUUGUAGCUUCGAAAACUACGAAUCUAAAAUUGAUGCAGAGGUGGUAGCAAGUGUCCUAAUCGAGCAGUGGAUUGAAAUAAGGAACCAAGUGAAUUCGAGAAGCCGAGAUAAAGUAUUUUCAAUGACGGUGAAUUUGACAAUCACAGAUGUUGUGCUUCAAUAUGUUGUUGGCGAAGACGGCAGCACAUUUGGUGGAGAAGAUCAUAGAGUGGUUCCAGCAUGCGACAAAGCUCUUAAGAAGAUGUUGAAGAGAUUGGAAAUGAGAGAGGAAGAUGAAAGAGUUUGUGUGAUAUGUUUGGAUGAAGUUGGGAAAAAGAAGAAUGGAAGGAUUGGUUUGGAAAUGCCUUGUUUACAUGUGUUUCAUGGGAAAUGCAUUGAAAAUUGGUUCAAAAAUAGCCAUUGUUGUCCAAUUUGUAGAUUUGAAAUGCCAAUCAGUUCAGACUUAGAUGAAGAUUCUUGAGAAUUUUAGUGAAAGAACAGAUAUAAUCUUGUUUUUCUGAAAUUCUUUUGUUAUUUUUUCCCCUCAUUUAUUAAAUUAGGAUUUUUGUU